AUGGGCAUUCGAAUGGAUGCAACUCAGAAAGAUGUUGGGCUUGCGGCGUUCAGUGAGGACAUCCUCAAGAUCGAGAUCAGCGGACCUGACGUCAUUGAUGUCCCGAGAGUUUUCCGUGUACCCACGUCAGGACUCACCACAGAAAGCAAUAUCGUCCUUGUCGAGAAUAUGGUGAAGUCGUACAUGGCUACCCGCCGAACUAUCAUACUCGCAGUCAUAUCAUGUAGCGUCGACAUUGCCACUCAGGAGAUUCUUAAACCUGCCGAGAUCGCUGAUCCUGAGGGUGUGCGAACGAUGGGUGUACUCACGAAGCCGGAUCUCGUUACAGGAAUGGCCACCCAAGGUAUGAUCAUUGAUCUUGUUCUUGUAAAGCGCAGUACCCUCAGACUUGGAUACCAUGUUGUCAAGAACCGUAGCGCAUAUGACAAUACCUCCAAACUUUCCCAGAAGGUAUCUGGCAAUCGCUUUGUCGACGUCAUUUGCCAGCAAGUCAUUUUCCAUCUCCUGCUUGAGGGUGGCGUCGGCCCGUUGAAAGUUUUUGACCCGGAGCUGAUUAUGAAACUCGACCAUGACAAGCUUGAGCAGAUCGCGGGGGAAGACGCGGAGUCGAUACACCAGCGGCAGACCUUAAAAGGGGGGUGGCAAGCUUCGAGGAGGCCUUGA
Messenger RNA from Colletotrichum higginsianum IMI 349063, 663 nucleotides. RefSeq names its product interferon-induced GTP-binding protein Mx1. Gene Ontology annotation, molecular function: GTPase activity; microtubule binding. Lineage: Eukaryota; Fungi; Ascomycota; Sordariomycetes; Glomerellales; Glomerellaceae. Gene Ontology annotation, cellular component: cytoplasm; microtubule; membrane. The record is from RefSeq and is a predicted model, not a curated record. Bases 1 to 663 code for a protein of 220 amino acids. The transcript has 4 exons.